Molecule: messenger RNA, 647 nt
Organism: Carassius carassius (crucian carp)
Lineage: Eukaryota; Metazoa; Chordata; Actinopteri; Cypriniformes; Cyprinidae
Product: fatty acid binding protein 1-A, liver
Exons: 6
Coding region: 60-443 (127 amino acids)
Biological process (GO): fatty acid transport
Cellular component (GO): cytosol; nucleus
Molecular function (GO): fatty acid binding
Source: RefSeq, a predicted model, not a curated record
ACGACGUAUUUCUGCGGCCGCGUCUCUCCCAACCGGAUCUGAAGAAACUGACGCUGCUGAUGGAUUUCUCCGGGAAAUACCAGCUGGAGUCUCACGAGAACUUCGAGGCCUUCAUGAAGGCCGUUGGGCUGCCGGAUGAUGAGAUCGAGAAAGGCAAAGACAUCAAGAGCAUCUCAGAGAUCCAUCAGGACGGAGUGGACUUUAAAGUGACGGUGACGGCCGGAACCAAAGUGGUCCUGUACUCGUUUACUGUGGGAGAAGAGUGUGAGCUGGAGACCUUCACUGGAGAGAAAGCUAAAAGUGUGGUUCACAUGGACGGGAAUAAGCUGACGGUGUGUGUGAAGGGGAUCGAGUCUCUGACAGAGCUGAACGGAGACAUCAUCACUAACAUCCUCACCUUCGACGGCAUCGUCUACAAGCGGCUCAGCAGACGCAUCUCCUGAUCAGACACAGCGCAGACACCAUCAGGGGUUUGUCAGUGAGCACAGCCUCCCUCAUGCUGUGAUAGACCGGCUCAUUCUGCUUGAACAAGCGCAGCUCCAUCUCUGUCUGCGUCCGCAUCGCCUGAACACACACACACACACACAAACACACACCAUCAGGAUCACAUACAACACUCCCUCUCUUACCUGCUUCACAAGAUAGAU